Molecule: messenger RNA, 1526 nt
Organism: Vicia villosa (hairy vetch)
Lineage: Eukaryota; Viridiplantae; Streptophyta; Magnoliopsida; Fabales; Fabaceae
Product: syntaxin-42-like
Exons: 8
Coding region: 237-1214 (325 amino acids)
Biological process (GO): vesicle-mediated transport; intracellular protein transport; vesicle fusion
Cellular component (GO): endomembrane system; membrane; SNARE complex
Molecular function (GO): SNAP receptor activity; SNARE binding
Source: RefSeq, a predicted model, not a curated record
AGAAGAAACGUUUACCGGUUCCUCUUUCUUCUCGAGUAAGGGAAGAAAAUCCCGAGGCUAAUUUACCAAAAAACCCUUCCCACAAUUCCUAAACCCAAAAACAGAACCUUCACCCAUUGCUAUGGCGUAGUUGAAUUCCAGUUCCCAAUUCCAAUUUCCACACCGUUUCUCAGAACCAAUCCACUCUCACAAACCAUUUCAGAACCAAACCAUUUCAUCAACCCGAUUUCCAUUCAAUGGCGACGAGAAACCGAACUUCAGAGUUCAGAAAGUACAGAGACACCGUCAAAAGCUUACGCACUCCUCUUUCUUCAUCAGCUUCCGCUUCUUCCGGUGGUCCUGUCAUCGAAAUGGUUAACAGUUCGCUUCUUCGUUCCAAUAACGGAUCUUCUUAUACUCCUCUCAGUACGCAAGACCCUGGUCCAUCCUCCUCUAGUGAUGCGUUUACUGCGGGUAUGCCGCCAGAUUGGGUGGAUGAUUCUGAAGAAAUAGCUACGAAUAUACAACGGGCGAAGGUUAAAAUGUCUGAGUUAACUAAAGCUCAUGCAAAGGCUUUAAUGCCUUCUUUUGGCGAUGGUAAAGACGAUCAGCGGCAGAUUGAGACUCUAACUCGGGAAAUUACGGCUCUCAUUAGAAAGUCUGAAGUGAGGCUGAAAAAACUCUCUGCUGGUAGAGGAUCUUCUGAGGAAUCUAAUGUCAGAAAAAAUGUGCAGCGUUCACUUGCUACAGACCUUCAGAGCCUGUCAAUGGACCUCCGGAGGAAGCAGUCAGCAUAUUUGAAACGUUUGCAGAAACAACAAGAGGGUUAUGAUGGGAUUGACUUGGAGAUUAACUUUAACGGGAGUAAAUCUGGAUUGCAGGAUGAUGAAUUUGAUGAUGUGGGUUUUAGCGAAGCGCAAAUGACAAAGCUAAAGAAAAACGAGCACAUCUCAGCGGAAAGAGAAAGAGAAAUUGAUCAGGUCGCUAGUUCCGUCCACGAACUUGCUCAGAUCAUGAAGGAUCUCUCUGUCCUUGUUAUAGACCAGGGAACAAUUGUAGAUAGAAUCGACUACAACAUUCAGAGUGUUGCUACAACUGUCGAGGAGGGCUUUAAGCAGUUACAAAAGGCGGAAAGAACACAGAAAAAAGGAGGGAUGAUUACAUGUGCAACCGUGCUUGUUAUAAUGUGCUUUGUCAUGCUAGUUCUGUUGAUAAUCAAGGAGAUAAUUUUCUAGCCACAAUAAUUACCCGCAUUACAUUCCAUCUUACAUUAGAGCUAAUUCAUUUUCCUGGCGUCGAUGUAAAUCAAAUCGGCUUCUGGUUGAAGACUGUUAGGUUCAGCGCUUCAAGUACUGGAAUCCCUAGGGCCCCUUACAAAAAAUAGCCAUUAUUGAAUUUCAAUGGUAACAGGGGAUGACAAUGUACCAAACUACUUCUUGCAAACAUAUAAUGUACCCACAAAAUAGAUUGUUGCAUUUUAGGUGCCUGAGAUUUUAUAGAUACAUUUGUACAUAAUUUAGUUUUAUCAUACCAAGUAAAUUGCAAUU